This is a messenger RNA of Dictyostelium discoideum AX4, 747 nucleotides long. RefSeq lists its product as hypothetical. Bases 1 to 747 code for a protein of 248 amino acids. The transcript is spliced from 4 exons. Gene Ontology annotation, cellular component: endomembrane system; phagophore assembly site membrane. Lineage: Eukaryota; Evosea; Eumycetozoa; Dictyosteliales; Dictyosteliaceae. The record is from RefSeq and is a predicted model, not a curated record.
AUGAAAUUCAUUUUAAUUGGAAUUUUUUUGAUUUCUUUAUUGAUUUCAUCAGGAAAUGCAGAUUCAAUUAUUACAUCAAAAGGUUCUCAAAUUGAUUUAACUACUUUUACACUUCCAACAACAAACACAAGUUACUCUUAUACUGUCGCAUCAACCAAGAAUAUAUAUUAUUUUAAUGUUAUGGAUUUUGCAGUUCCAUGUAAUACUAAAACAGCAGAUAAAAACUCAUCAAUUUGUCAAUAUAUUCCAGGUGCAAAUCCACCAACUUCUGAAAAAUAUUAUUCAUUUGGAUCAUUUACCAAUUCAUCAGCAUCAGCACUUUCAAGUGGUUAUGGCGCACAAAUUUCAUACAGUUCUUUCACUAAUUGCGGUAAAAAUGGUUAUAGAACAACCUAUAUGAACCUUUUUUGCGCAAAACCUGAUACUCAAUUAGAAGUUACCAGUAUUGUUGAACCACAAUCUGAGGGUGGUGUUUCAUGUCAACUCACUAUUAAUAUCAAUAUUCCAUGUAAAUCAACUUUUAUUGGUGGCGGUUGGAUUUUCGUAAUUGUACUUUUAUCAGUUAUAGUUCUUUAUAUUAUAAUUGGUUCAAUUAUUAAUUGGAAAGUUAGACAUCAACAUGGUGCAGAAAUUUUCCCAAAUGUUCAUUUUUGGAGAAACUUUGGUGGUUUAAUAAAAGAUGGUGUAUUUUUUAUCAAAGGAAAAAUUACCGGUUCAAGUCAAACACCAGGUUACAGUCAAAUUUAA